AUGUACAGACAACUGUAUUUAUUGCAGUUAGUAUUAGUGAUUUACGUGGUGUUUUGUGGUGGGCAAGUUCUGCAAUUUGGAACAUGUCCCGAUGUGAAGACUAUGCAAUAUUUUGAUGUGGAAGAAUUUCUAGGCCAAUGGUAUGAAAUAGAGAGAUUCCCAAUCUGGUAUGAACAAUAUGGUGAUUGCGCAUACAAAAGGCUACAGUACUGUGGGCGACGCGUGGAAAUUGAACAUGUAUACGUCAGAGAAGGCGUGCAAUUUGUUUUGCAUCUGAAUACCACUUAUAUACCUGGACAUGAGGCUGUGUUUGAGAUACAUGAGAGCAAUAUUGAUCCGAUCGGGAUACCGUUUUCAGUGAUAUCGACUGAUUACAAGAAUUAUGCAGUUGUUUACGGGUGCAAAAACAACGAAUCACUUGGACUCAAGUACAUUUCAGCCUGGAUUCUUUCGCGGCAAUCCAGCCUAUCUGAAGAAUACUUAACCAUGGCAUACAGAGAUGUGAACUCCGUACCUUCUGUGAGCCAGAUAUACAUGGAGAAAGUCAACCAUAGUGCUUCAAGAUGCAAUUCACAUUGGACGGCGCACAUUCAACCGAUUUAUUUUAAUGAGGAUAGGCAGAAUUAA
Molecule: messenger RNA, 627 nt
Organism: Spodoptera littoralis (African cotton leafworm)
Lineage: Eukaryota; Metazoa; Arthropoda; Insecta; Lepidoptera; Noctuidae
Source: the annotation of a GenBank genome assembly